UAUGCAGAACAAUUUCAAAGCUCUGACUCCUUAUCCCUGCAUAUACCAAGUACAGCAGUUAGCUGUACGUUCGGAGCACCCGAACAUCAGCAACAGCCACGGAAGGCUAUAACUGAAGGUUCUUGCCACAUGUAUCAUCGACUACAGCUGCUCGGAACAAUCAGCUGUCUUUCACUUACAGCUAUUAAUAUUCGAGGGGAUAAGUGGCAUAAUACCCACGCGGUACAAGUAUACUUUGACAUUGAUUGUGGCAGGUCCUGUGGCCGAUGCUGUUCUUCAGAUACUUUAACAUCGAUUGUGGCGGGUCCUGUGGCCGAUGCUAUUCUUCAAAUGUUUUCUAUCGCACAGCAAAAUCGGCAUGCCAAAAUUUUGUGGCUCUGUUAUAAUGCAGCUCCGGCCAAGGUGCAGCGACAUCAUCGAACAUCAUUCUAACUAGACCAUAUACGACACAAGAAAUCAAGAUGUUCUU
Messenger RNA from Suillus clintonianus, 469 nucleotides. RefSeq lists its product as uncharacterized. The coding region runs from base 130 to 432 and encodes 100 amino acids. The record is from RefSeq and is a predicted model, not a curated record. The transcript has 3 exons. NCBI's taxonomy places the organism in Eukaryota, Fungi, Basidiomycota, Agaricomycetes, Boletales, Suillaceae.